Messenger RNA from Acaulospora colombiana, 372 nucleotides. NCBI's taxonomy places the organism in Eukaryota, Fungi, Glomeromycota, Glomeromycetes, Diversisporales, Acaulosporaceae. The record is from the annotation of a GenBank genome assembly.
AUGAAUACUAUGCACAUUGAUCCUCCACAAUCUACGUCUGUUUCAAGACCAUCUUUAAUACCAUCAACACAGCUAUUAGAUACACAAACAUGUGGAGAUACUAAUAUACUACAAGCAUUGCUCAUACAAUCACUAGCUCCAAGACAAAAUUUACCUAAUCCACAUGGUAGGCAUAUUGGUCCUCCACAAUCCACGUCUGUUUCAAGACCAUUUUUAAUACCAUCAGCACAGCUAUUCGAACAUACUCCAUUAGAGCAGGUGCUUCCUGUAGCGCAUACAUUUCCACAACCACCACAGUUAUUGGGGUCGUUUAAGGUGUUUAUUUCACACCCGUUAGAGGGGUUGCUGUCACAGUUAGCAUAUCCUGGAUGA